ACCUAUAAAAGGACAGAGGUGGCCCGGUGGACCCAGGGUUCCCCCCCGAUCUGACUUCCGUGCCUCCUUGGCCACCUGGAGGUGUCCUGGGGAAGCUGAGGCGGUCCCAGUCCAUUAUCCUGCCACGGGGAAGCGUUCCCCAGGUGCUUUGCAAACAGUGCCCGCUCUGUGGCUGGACACGUGGCCCCGAUGUUUGACUUUGGGGCGGCUUGCCGGGGGAGUCCAGGUCCUCUCCUUUCCGUGAUAAGAGUGGAAAAUGCCCAGUGGAGGCUGAAGGAGGCGGGGCGGUCGGCCAGCCAGGUGGGCGUGAAAGCGACCACCGCUCUCCGGCCGUUUCUCGACAGUAGCUCCAAGGAAAGAAGCCAUCAGCUUUUCGGAGACUUGCAUUCACCGGCAGCAGCGCUUAAAAAUAAGCUGCAAUCAGUGGGAGUUUCAGAAAAGACCUGAACCUGCCACCUCCGGAACCUGGGGGCUGUUCCUCUGACCCCUUCAUGGGCUGUCAGUUCUUCCUCAGCCUACUCCCCUGGCUCUGCUGGGGGAGGCCAGGCCCUUGGCACAAGGGGCGUGGCUUCAAUUCUUUGUAAAAGGGCACCCAGUGGGGAAAACCGUUCGCUGCCCUUAACGUCAGGGUACGCUGCGUCCAGCGGGGCACACGUCCAGCGGGGCACACGGGAGGUGCCGUGUGGAGCCCGUGGUCACCGUAAGCUAGGGACUAAGCUUGGAAACCCUGGGUGUGCCAGGCGCAGGGGCUGAGAUCUCACUGGCCAUUUUCUUUAGCAUGUAGAUGCUACUUUAAAAAGGAAAUGUGUAAUGGAGGCUUCCAAUGGGACGAGCCCUCCACCUGCCCACCCUGCUCAGGUCACCACGCACCUCUUCCUGGGCUUUGCCUUUCUGGGUCGGGAGCCUCUUACGAGUCCCCAGCUCCUUGGCCUCAGUAUAUUCCUCUGCAAAACGGGGGCAAUUUAUUUCUCCUAACGACUAGUUUGAGAUGUUAGUGAUGACGCUUGGGACUAGAAGCCAGUGAGAACUCUGAAGUCUUGGUUCUCAAGCUAAUGAGAGUUGCCUGGGGAGAAGGGGUGCCCAGCGCCCCUCUUUCCUGUCCUCCCCUGAGUCUCUGGGUCUGGGGACGUGCUCUGCAGGAUCUGCCCUUUCCUGCCUGGCCGUAGCCUCGCCGUUGUGAAUUUUCCAGUUUGGAGCUCAUUCAGCUUCCGUGCCUGCUUCUGCCCUGCUAAUCUCUGCGUGUGGUGGGCCCACCCACAGACCCCCCGGAGUCCCGCGCCUGCAGCCAGCUUUCCCUGCUCUGCUGCGCGGGGGACCCCUCCCCUGGAGCUCCCUCCUGGUCAUGGGUGGGUGUGGCUUCAGCACAGAGUCCUCCAGCUUUGCUUGUCUUUCCAUAAUGGUCAGGGGUGGACCCAGGGCCAAGACUUGGUGCCUCAGCUGUGAAAUAUACCUGUUUUCAGGGACCGUGGGGACUAGUUGGGGUUUGGCGCUGGGGCCUCCUCGUGGAGCUUUCCAGUGCUUCCUGCCUGCCCCCGGCUUCCCGCCAUCACCUCGGUCUUUUCUCCUGGCGUCCCAGGCCUGGGACCGGCCAUACCCUCUCUCCCUUCCCCUGCCGGCUUCUGAUCCUUACUAGCCUGGGCUCUGACGGCGGUGGCCUCUCCCGUCACGCUUACUCAUCACGGGGCAUGGGCGAUCAUAAGUAUUUGUCGAAUGAGAGGGAGGCUUUCUGGGGAGGAACCUUCUUAGUAAGGCUUCCCACCCACAUGUCACAUGAAAUGACAAGAGCCUUCCCUUGCUCUAGGAAAUGCCACGUUCCUGUUAAAAUCAUCCAUCAUCCCCUUGACUUUCCAUGUGGCGCUGGGCCUGUGACUUUUUCCUCUUCCCCACUAAUAACUUUAUCAAACCUGCCACCUCCGGAGUCUGGGGGCUGUUCCUCUGACCCCUUCAUGGGCUGGAGCCCCCCGGGUCAGAACUCACCUCAGUGCCCCACAGGGAGGCAGCUCUGGGUGGGACGUGUGCAAGUGGAUUAGACACGUGGGUGCUGGGACCCCGAGAGGAACUGGGAUGCUAUGUGCCAACUUGCAGGCUCCUGGGGGCAAGGCCGAGGCGAGGUCACCAGUAGCUGUGCCUGCCGGGCCCGGACGAGUGGCUGUGGGCUCCCUGGCAGACCUCAGUGCCCAGAGUGGGCUCCUCUGUGUGGCGGUCCUUGGCUGGACAGGCUGGCCCCUGUCAUUCGAGGGAGCCCACUUCCCGCCCGCCCCCAGCUCAUCCAUCAUGGCCAAGCGUCUGGGGUCUGCGGGCACCAGACCCAAGAAAGGAGCUCGGUGUUCCUGGCUCCUUGUCACAGGCCCUGAGUUGACUGAGCAGUGUGCGGGGAGGGCCUGGAACCCCCCGGGUCCUGUCUCAGCAUUCUCCACCUGCGUUGGGUCAGCCGGGGGCCCGCAGCUGUACUUUGGCUCCUGGCCCUCGGCUGUGAACAGAUUUACUCCCUACCGAAGAAUGGCCCGUGUCCACACCGGGGAAGUCACCUGCCUGGCCAGGUGGCCAGGUCUCGGGCCGUGGCGAUUCAGCCAGGCUGACGAGCGUGUGUCAGGCCCGCCCCUCCACACACAGUGGCCUGGGUCACUCUACCACCAGCCUUCUUGGCUCCCGCCGGUGGGGCUAGCCCAGAGGCCAGGUGUCUGGGUUGCCUCCUCUCCCCAUGGCCCGGGUCCAGCACCGCCCCUCCCCUGUCUUCAUCCUCAGGACCUCUUGGCACCUUCUCUGUGCCCCCUGGGACAUCUUUCCAUACUGAAGAACUGGGCAGAAGGGCACGGGGGAAUCAGAGGGCCUCUUCCCCCCCGCCAGCAACAUAGUGUGGGGAGAUUUAUCAGGCCCCGUUUGUGAAGAUCCCGGGCUAUUUCUGGGGCACCCUCCUCAGCCCCCCAUGUCUCCUCGUUCCGGAAAGAGCUAGAGAACUUCUGCGGGGGAGGGGCUUAGGGGUGGCAAACAAGGAAGGGCCAGGAGAACCCGUCGAGUGGCUGGUUUUUGUGUAAGGCGUGUGUGCAUUACGGAUUAAAAAGGGGUUUUCUGAGUUUUCCAAAGUCGCUCUUAUUCACACCUCGUGUGAGAUGGAGGACAGGUGCAGUGUUAAAACGACAGGUUGUGUCUUUAAAUCUGUAUUUAGGGCGUCACGGGGAUAGGGUAGUGGGGAUUGGGAAGGUGGCCCGGCUUUUACCCAGGCCUCCCCUUGGCACUGCCCCCGCCUUGCCAGGCCACCGCGCCCCGCCUCCUCCCUCCACCGUGACCCUCGUGACCUCGUCCCUGGUCCAGCUUUGUAAGACGAGGAUGUUUGUACUUGAUCGAGCCCAAGCGCUUACGUACUGUUUGUCUCACGUAACCCUUUCAGCCGCCCGGGGAGGUCCUGAGCCUGCUGUGGCUUCUGACUCUUCCAGUGGCUAAUUUUGGAUUUAUCAGGGAGCCGGGUGGCAUUCCCACAUUUCCACACUCCCACAGUCCUCCGUGCAAACCACGUUUUCUCCUCUGCAACAGCCGGGGUGUCCUCGUCACCUCCCCAGCGAUGUCACCGGGGUCUCUGGGUCCCUCUGCUCUCUGGGAUCUUCCCUGUGCUUGGGCAGUGGCUUCACAUUUGUUCUUUAGUCUGUCAGUCUUUUCUUCCCUGAUGCUUUUUUUUUUUUUUAAUGUGACAAUCAGCUCACAUUCUUCAUUCUGCGAAGCCAAGGUUGCCAGGGAGUGACCGUGACAGGUCCUUGCUGAUGGGUGUCUUCUGGGAGGGGUGUCCGCAGUGCCCCUGGCCAUUUAUCUAGGUCUGUAGAGGUGGAGCUGCCCUUGGGGACGGGGAGCCGGGGGUCGAGGGAGCUUCUCGCUGACUGUCGUCAUCUGCUGCUGCUGACCCCGCCCCCCAAACACCACAUUUGUCCCAAGACCCUCUUUUGGACAUCUCUCUGAGGCAGUCAUUGUGGGGCACCUGGGUAUCAAAAAGCCAUUCACCGAGGUCAUCCGUGCCAACAUCGGGGACGCCCAGGCCAUGGGGCAGCAACCCAUCACCUUCCUCCGACAGGUGAUAGCUCUGUGCACCUACCCGAACCUGUUGGGUAGCCCCAGCUUCCCAGAAGAUGCUAAGGAGCGAGCCCGGCGGAUCCUGCAGGCUUGCGGCGGGAACAGCCUAGGGUCGUACAGUGCCAGCCAGGGUAUCAAGUGCAUCCGUGAGGAUGUGGCUGCCUAUAUCACCAGGAGGGAUGGCGGCGUGCCUGCGGACCCAGACAACAUUUACCUGACCACGGGCGCUAGCGACGGCAUUACCACCAUCCUGAAGAUCCUGGUUUCCGGGGCUGGCAAGUCACGGACAGGGGUGAUGAUCCCCAUCCCGCAGUACCCCCUCUACUCGGCAGUCAUCUCUGAGCUCAAUGCCAUCCAGGUGAACUAUUACCUGGACGAGGAGAACUGCUGGGCCCUGAAUGUGAACGAGCUCCGGCGGGCCUUGCGGGAGGCCAGAGACCACUGUGACCCAAAGGUGCUGUGCAUCAUCAACCCCGGGAACCCCACAGGUCAGGUGCAGAGCAGGAAGUGCAUAGAAGAUGUGAUUCACUUUGCGUGGGAAGAGAAGGUUUUUCUCCUGGCUGAUGAGGUNNACCAGGACAACGUCUACUCCCCGGACUGCCGCUUCCACUCCUUUAAGAAGGUGCUUUCCGAGAUGGGGCCCGAGUACUCCAGCAACGUGGAGCUCGCCUCCUUCCACUCCACCUCCAAGGGCUACAUGGGCGAGUGUGGCUACAGGGGAGGCUACAUGGAGGUGAUCAACCUGCACCCCGAGAUCAAAGGCCAGCUGGUGAAGCUGCUCUCUGUGCGUCUGUGCCCGCCAGUGUCUGGGCAGGCCGCCAUGGACAUCGUCGUGAACCCCCCGGGGCCGGGAGAGGAGUCCUUCGAGCAGUUCAUGAGCGAGAAAGAGUCUGUCCUGGGCAAUCUGGCCAAGAAAGCGAAGCUGACAGAAGACAUGUUUAACCAAGUCCCGGGAAUUCACUGCAACCCCUUGCAGGGGGCUAUGUACGCCUUUCCGCGGAUCUUCAUCCCCCCCAAAGCCGUGGAAGCAGCUCAGGAUCACCAUUCUCCCUCCGGUGGAGAAGCUGAAGACGGUUCUCCAGAAGGUGAAGGAUUUCCAUGUCACGUUCCUGGAGAAGUACGCGUGAGCACCUCUCGACUGACCUCCAGGCCAGGCCGCGCUCACCACCCCAGCGGCUCUGCCUCGGGCCUCACAGCGGCCACUGGUCGUUGUCACUGUCACUUGACCCAGGACACUUCUUUCUUUGUGCCUUGAUGUUGGGGACACUUCCCUUCUGAGCAAAUGUGAAUUGGGGAUGUCUCAGAAGCCCUGUUUCCUUUUGAUGCUACCAAAGUCUUGGGGACUUGCCGAGCACGUAUGGCGGUGUCUCUGAAUCCGGUGCUGCUGUUGCUUCGUCUGGGGUGUGACACAGCCGGGCGUGCUGGGCGGGAUGUUUCAGAUCUGGAGAGACACAAGGUUUUGAGAAAUACGUGGCUUACACGGAGAGGACCAGAGGUCCCCAGGUCGCCACCGUGAUCUGUGAAAUAUAACCCUUGGCCGUGUGGAGACCUGGUCCCUCCCCAGAGCCUGGGAGUCCCCCGCGGGCUCAGAGGGCCCGCCCGUCUCUCAGGCAAGAACGGCGAGGCCAAGAGCACCUGGGGUUGCACUGGGUGCCAGGCUGGGUCGCGGUGGGUCCUGGGGGCCACAGCCCACGCUCAGAUGUCCUGCAGGGAGGAGCAGGUGUGAGCCAGGCUUUGGGGGCGAAGGGUUGUCUUGAGCAUGCUUAGGCUGGGACCCCCAUCUGAGAGGUCUCCCUGGGCUUCAGGGAUGGAGGGCACAGCCCAGCGAGGCCGCAGUCACGUGGAGGGGUUCUGCCGGUGGCUGUCUGUCCGCCUUGCCAAGCCCCGCCCUCUCCCAAGGGCCUCACUGAGCCGUCGCACACUGCCCUCUGCUGGCGGCAGCGGGGAUGCCAGUGGAAUCCUGCCCCUCCUCCGUGGGGCUGUUUCAGACGGAGACUCCGUUUCUUAGCCUGUAAUUGGCCAAAGUGCCUGGCAGCUCGGCUGCUGUGGACGAGGGCGUGUGAUCCAUUCGAAGUGUACGGAAGGGUGUUAGCCCAACACAGCGUUUUCCCUCCACAUUUGCUGCUGGCUGGCCUCACAGACUCUGCAGCCGGUGUCCUAUAACGUCAGCCAUCCCUCCGGGCCAGGGGGAUGUCGUCCACCAAGCGUGCAGCUUCCCCAGCCCAGCAAUCCCGCGGCCCAGCAAUGCCCACACCCCUACAGAGUGGGCGCCAGGGCCAGCAGCAGAUGUGGCUCCUCCCUCACCGUGACCCCCCUGCAGUGGGCAGUUAGGGAACCCGAGGCCAGCUCAGGAGUUUGGAGACCCAGCAAGCCCCAGAACUGAAUGGAAGGAGCUGGAGAGAGAAGGGUAGGGGAGUGAGCUUUGAAAUAGCCUCCUGUGCCUGAAGUCUCCGUGUGGGGUCCACGCAGAGGCUGUGAUCGAAAACUUCAAGCCGUUGCCACCCGCUAAUGCCAGAGUCCCUGUGAAGAAAGCAGCCACACUCUCAAGUAACAAAGGGAACGUUUGGGAUCUUUUCCUCCCUUAGAAAAAUUGAGGAAAAUUAAACUCGUGCCCGUCAUGUAUAAACCAGGAUGUGUCUCAGAGCUGUGAGAUUUCUGGAGGAAAGUUUAAAUAGAAGCUAGUCUAUUUUUUAUAUUUUUGUAAUGAUUGCUUUUUUCAUGGGGUGGGGCUAGUAUUUAUAGUCUUAACAAGUCCAGUAGUUUUUUAUGAAAAUCUUCAGAUUAUAAGUAACCCCUAAAAACUGCAACGUUUACAUGAUUUUUAAAAAGAUGCUGUAUGCUCUUGGUUUGCUUUUUAAAAUAAAUGGACAAAAACGUAAGGGGCACUGGCUUAGGACGUUAACGCCCUUUGGAUAGAAACGCUGAUUGUGAUAGAUUUCAUUCUCUACAGAUUCUGUCCCCGUGUCUCAUGUGGGCACCACCAGAGGAAGUCAUCUGUCAUUUGGGGUCACACUUUAAAUCUACGCCUGUGAAGCUUUCUGUCCGUCUCGGUCCACAGGUGGAGGAUGCUGGGCUGUACCUUGGGGGACGGUCACCUUACCUCAAGGCCGGGCCGGUGGUUGUCCCAGGGUGCAAAUAUGCAGAGAGAUAGCUCUGCUGGAAAUUUCUAAAUAAAAUCCAUGUCAAAAAUG
Pteropus alecto (black flying fox) is the source of this 7250-nucleotide messenger RNA. RefSeq names its product glutamic--pyruvic transaminase 2 (gene GPT2). The coding region runs from base 4028 to 5314 and encodes 428 amino acids. The transcript is spliced from 10 exons. NCBI's taxonomy places the organism in Eukaryota, Metazoa, Chordata, Mammalia, Chiroptera, Pteropodidae. Gene Ontology annotation, molecular function: pyridoxal phosphate binding; L-alanine:2-oxoglutarate transaminase activity. Gene Ontology annotation, biological process: biosynthetic process. The record is from RefSeq and is a predicted model, not a curated record.